Molecule: messenger RNA, 1036 nt
Organism: Osmia bicornis bicornis
Lineage: Eukaryota; Metazoa; Arthropoda; Insecta; Hymenoptera; Megachilidae
Exons: 5
Coding region: 261-881 (206 amino acids)
Biological process (GO): protein secretion; vesicle-mediated transport
Cellular component (GO): Golgi membrane
Source: RefSeq, a predicted model, not a curated record
GCGAGGAAGGUUUUAACCCUUUCGAUUUGUGUACAUUGAUAUCAAAAUGCAUUUUUCUUUAUAAAGUACUAAUUUUUUCCAAGCGUGAUAAGUGAACAGUUUCUAGCAUACGAAAAGUUGAUGUUACCUCAUUGUAAUAUCGUAAAAACUAUAUUAGUGACGUUUGAUCGUGAAUUUCAGUAUGUGUAUUACUUAAAGCAUAUUAUUCAAAUCGAUAUGCACAGAUAAAAGAUUUUUAAAUAUACAAAGUUCCUUUACUAAUGGACGACGAUACAAUCGCUUUUGGAGAAGAGGAUGAAGCUAAUCAAAAUGGCAAUAAACUCAAACAUCCGUAUGUCACUAUGUUUCACUUGGUAUUCAGAGUAGCAGCAGCGGUGGUUUAUAUAUUCUGUGAAACUUUUUCAAGCAGUUUUGUAGCUAACUUUAUAACUGUAGUAUUACUUUUGUCAAUGGACUUCUGGACAGUGAAAAAUAUUACUGGAAGAUUGAUGGUUGGCCUCAGGUGGUGGAAUUACGUGGAUGAUGAUGGAAAAAGUCACUGGGUAUUCGAAUCCAGAAAGGGUGUUCAACAGAACCGCAUCAAUUCCCAGGAAGCUCGUAUAUUUUGGUUGGCAUUGAUUUUCUGCCCGCUUCUAUGGUCGGUGUUGUUCAUAACAGCAUUUUUCGGCUUUAAAUUCAAAUGGCUGUUGCUCGUGUGUAUCGCAAUCGCUCUGAACGGCGCUAACUUGUAUGGAUACGUGAAGUGUAAAAUGGGAAAGGAUCAAAACAUCUCGGCAACAACGAGCAAUUUCUUGAGGAAACAGGUCAUACAAAAUGUUGCAUCUAUGAUGACCAGGAGUCCUCCUACAACCAAUCCAAACGAACCGGCCAACAUGAUAUGAGCUGUAAAUUUUCAGACGUGAUAUUAUUUAAAUAGAACGCUGCCAUAAAGAGCAUCGUACUGGAAACACUCUAAUUUGUACAUACGUAUUAACGUGAAUAUUAUUAUUACUAUAUGUAUCGACGAAACGAUAUAAUAAAGUUGCUAUUUAAAUCA